This is a messenger RNA of Diatraea saccharalis (sugarcane borer), 2410 nucleotides long. Lineage: Eukaryota; Metazoa; Arthropoda; Insecta; Lepidoptera; Crambidae. The record is from the annotation of a GenBank genome assembly.
UAAGCAUUUCGGGUAUAUGAAAACGGAACGCUAUUAGUUAGAACAUUAAAUAAAUGUGAAAAAGUUGCAAAUUUUAUGUUCUGACUUUGUGUAGAUGAGUCCGGCAAAGCGAGUGCCCCAAGACGUAGAUUCGAGGCCCAGUGUGAUAGUCACAGACAUGGACACAGUGCAUGAAGAAAAUGACAACGAUAAUGACAGCGACGAGUCGUCUUACUCGGAUGUGGUUAGACUCCGUGAGCGGACCCGUGCGAUGUUGGAGGCGCCCACUGAGACGGGGGCGCAUGCACAUUCGCAGCCGAACAGCCGACGCAUGUCAGGUGACAUUGAAUCAAAACUCGCCACAAAUCUGAACACAAGACGACCAUCAGCUAUAAUUGCAGCGUUUCGUCGACCGUCGCAAGCGCUCGCUCUGUGCGCGGCUACACAAAGGAGAUUCCUCUCUGAACUGGCACCACAUUCUAGAACUUCUGUCUCUUCAACAAUACACGAAGCUCCACCAUCAGCCGCUGAGAUUCUGGGACACGAGGCCUUGAGCAAGGCGCUCUCUGCAUUGUACGCCAAGCUGCUAGUGGUAUUAGGUUUAGCUUUUCCCGUAACAGAAGUUAUCGCAGACGUUCCAGAUGCAUAUUAUCAGGGUUUCUACUUGUACCUUUAUUUAGUGUCAGUAUUAUUUGUAAUCUUCCAAUAUGCAAACAUAAUGAGACAGAAGGCUGUCAACCUAAUUAUACAUACAUACGAAGAUCCAGAAAAAGAAGACAAAAAUGGCAAAACAAGUCCCACUGAGAAAAUUAAAAGCAAAGAACCCAAUUUAUCUAGAUACGGUAGUUUCUACCUCAGACUCGGAGCAAUUGCAUUCGGUAUCGGCUCUAUGGUACAUAGUGGCCUAGAAUUCGGGGAGUAUUUCGAAAUGACCGACCAUUGCCGUUCUGUGAUGUCAGCAGCAACUCCAGCGUUACGUAUGUCCCUCACACUUGUACAGAUGCAAUUUAUAUUUUUAACAAACAAAGACAUAGAGACUGGUUCAUACAAAUUGAUACAACGAUUCGGAUUCAUGCACAUGAUAGCUACUAACCUCUGCGAAUGGUUAUACGUCCUCGUAGAAGAAACAAAACACGAGAUACACCAUCUGGAACAUUCUACCGGAAUCUCUAACAGCACUCACAGUAAUAUCUCCGACUCCGAACACUGCAGAAGGGCUAACAUCAUGGGAACAUUGCUACAGAAUGCAUCACCGUUCCUCUUUCCCUGCACAAUCGAGUACUCAUUGAUUUGUGCUGUAAUACUUUACGAAAUGUGGAAAGAGGUCAAAUGCACUCCAGAGGAUUUUGAGAAAAAAUUCAAUUAUACUAAAAACAAAUCUCGGAAUAACUCCGUUACUCCUGAAAAAAUCCUGCAACAGUUCGCUGGAAUGCUUGGAGUCGGAACGGCCCCAGAUAGUCGCGCAGCACUACAUCACUUCUCAGUAGACUGUUCCCAUGCUCACCGUGGACUUUUUGGCGGCAUCUUAAUAAUAGUUCUAACUAUUAUAUCACUCAUCAUGUUCUUCGUAUUAGCAAACCACUCUAACAGUAUUAACGAUGCCAUAUUUGAAGUGAAUAUCUGUGAAAUAAUCCUUUACACUAUAACAAUUUUAGCUUCUGCAAUCGCCUUAAAACAAAUGAGAGUAUUGCCAUAUAAAAGGAAAGCUCAAGGUAGGCAUCGAACACUUAUAAAUAUUAUCAAUUGCUUUUAUUGAAAAUCAUUGUAUCAACAACGAUUAUGGUUACUUCUUUAAUAAAUAUGUAUACCUAAUGUCUUCAGCUGUUCUUGGGCUGGAUACUUCACUUCUGAUCCUCGCGCAGACUGGAAUGUUCGUGUACUGUAUGUUCAGCCUGAUAGGCAGUCAUCACACGCUGCACAAGGGUAAUGGUGGCGGUCUCACGGGCUUCUUCGCUGAAUUCCUGUCAUUUAACCAGACAAUACUUCAGUCGUUAUUUAUAAUCGACGCAUGGUGGCGGCGCUGCAGCACAGCAGAACAUCGCCAACAGAAGCCUGGACGACAACUGGUAACAUUUCUACUCGUGGCUAACAUGGCCAUGUGGGCAAUUAACACCCUCGAAAAAAAUCGUGCUGAGUUCCGGCCUGCCCACUUGGACUUCUAUGGACCAUGGGCGUGGACCAUCAUAACGCACGUGUCAAUGCCGCUAGCCAUCUUCUAUCGAUUUCAUUCCACUAUAUGCCUAUUCGAGAUCUGGAAGAACAGCUUCAAAAAUAAACCUAUAUACCUCAAUGUUUAGUGUAUUGAUAUAAACUAUCUAAAAUUAUGAUAUUAUUGUUUUUAUUUCAUCACAUUAUACUUAGUAAAAUUGUGAUCUGAUUAUAUUGUAUAUACAUAAUUAAUUAAAUGAAUCUUAAAAAUAAACAUAAUAUG